This is a messenger RNA of Telopea speciosissima, 1328 nucleotides long. RefSeq names its product DAR GTPase 3, chloroplastic. The transcript is spliced from 9 exons. NCBI's taxonomy places the organism in Eukaryota, Viridiplantae, Streptophyta, Magnoliopsida, Proteales, Proteaceae. The coding region runs from base 18 to 1142 and encodes 374 amino acids. The record is from RefSeq and is a predicted model, not a curated record. Gene Ontology annotation, molecular function: GTP binding; GTPase activity. Gene Ontology annotation, cellular component: mitochondrion.
CGAACUCAUCAUUCGCCAUGACACUGCACACACCAAAGAGCAUGGCAGUUCCACUGUCUGGACCAUGGCUUCCGAACCCAAGCAUAUCCUGCGACCCUCUCCACGGACGAAGAAAGCCUUUUGCUGUGGCUCUUGCAUCAGCCUCUCCGUUGGCCUCCACCACUAUUCAGAUUGCAGGUGGAAAGGCUUCAAGGUUGUCUCAUAAAGAAGGUGCAAAUUAUAGUAAUAUGUUAGAAUCCAGCAAAGAAGAAAUUUUAUGGGCUGACUUGGAUACUGAUCUUUACUACUGGACAAUGCCUUUGCGUUCUGUUCAGUGGUAUCCUGGUCAUAUUGCAAAAACAGAAAAGGAACUUAGAGAACAGCUGAAGUUAAUGGAUGUUGUGAUAGAGGUGCGAGAUGCAAGAAUUCCUCUUUCCACUACUCAUCCUCAGAUGGAUUCCUGGAUUUCCAAUAAGAAAAGAAUUGUUGUUUUGAAUAGAGAAGAUAUGAUAUCCACGGCAGACAGAAAUGCAUGGGCCACUUAUUUUGCAAGACAGGGAACGAAGGUUGUCUUCUCCAAUGGGAAACUUGGAAUGGGUACUAUGAAGUUGGGAAGGAUAGCAAAGUCAUUAGCUGAUGGUGUGAAUGUCAAGCGUAGAGCCAAAGGACUGCUUCCUCGUCCAGUGCGAGCUGGAAUAGUUGGAUAUCCAAAUGUAGGUAAAUCAUCUUUAAUCAACCGUUUAAUGAAGCGGAGAAUGUGUCCAGCUGCCCCUAGGCCGGGUGUGACCAGAGAACUGAAAUGGGUUCGUUUUGGAAGAGAUCUGGAGUUGCUGGACUCUCCUGGCAUAAUCCCAAUGCGCAUAAGUGACCAGGCAGCUGCAAUAAAGCUUGCAAUAUGUGAUGACAUAGGGGAGAGAUCAUACGAUGUUGUUGAUGUGGCUGUAAUUCUUGUUCAGAUGCUGACAAAGAUUCCAGCUGUAGGUUCAGAAGUUCUCCAAAACCGUUACAAGAUUGAUGUGGACGGUCACUGUGGUAAAAUAUUCGUUGAGAAACUCGCACUUCAAUUGUUCAAUGGAGAUGGUAAUCAAGCAGCAUUUCGUGUCUUGUCCGACUUUCGAAAAGGGAAGUUUGGUUGGAUUGCACUGGAGAGGCCACCCAAGUAGACUUAAGGGCUUUUUUUUUGUUCCUGCUCUUUGCCCCACAUCUAGGCUACUGAGCAUCCACCAGCAUGUGUCAUUACAUUACCCAAAGAGGGGGCUGCAUUUAUCGCUGUUAAUAAUGUACCAAAGGAGUUUCACCUUAUGCUCCAUAACUUUGGCAGAAGCCAGUCUUUAGGCAUUGCAGCCCAG